CUGAGAUCUUUCUCUGACAAAGAACAACCUCCCUCGUAAAAAUAUGGACGCCGAGACAACAAGAUGCGGCAAGCUGCCUGCCGGACUGGACCUGGAGAUUUCCAGUCACCCCUUGACCAUGAGGCGUGUGGUCAACCUGGUGGUCGCCAUGGAGAGGUUCAAGGGCAAGCGCUCCCAGACUGUGCUGAGCACCGAAUUCACGGAGGAGAACCUCCUCAACAUCAUGAUGGAGGACAUUGUUGAAGUGAUAAACAUGCCCGAGAGUCGUCCGGCUUCACAGGACCAGUUCAACCGGACAGGAGAGUACCAGUGCAGUGUGAGCGACACCCAGAAGAAGAGUUUGGUGCUGCUCCGUGACAGCAUGGAGCUGCACGCCGUCAUGCUGCAGGGAGGAAGCAGCCACCGCAAAGUGCACCUGAACAUGUCCACCUACGUGCACCCAUCCCCCAACACGGAGGCCCGACCAGUGGCUCUGGGCAUCAAGGGCACGGAUCUCUACCUGUCCUGCCACCAGGAUGGUGACAGGCCGACUCUGCACUUGGAGUCGCUGGAGGACAGAAGCAGUCUGACGAGGAUCGACUCAGAGAGCGAGAUGGUGCGUUUCCUCUUCUAUAAACGGGACUUGGGGGUGAGCAACAGCACCCUCAUGUCAGCACACUUCCCCAACUGGUUCAUCAGCACAGCAGAAGAGGACAACUUGCCGGUGGAAAUGUGCCAGCGGACUGCCAACCGCUACAUAAACUUCAACAUCCAAAGGCAGAGUUAAAGACACAAACACGGUGCUCAAAGGUGCUUUUCACACUUAGAAUUUGCUUUAACUGCUUUUAGAAGCGUUUACACCCCUCUUGGUCUGGUAAAAAAAAUCAGAGUGUACCGAAAUGCAUCACUAUCAUCCACGUGAGAUUGCUCUCUUCUCCAAUUGGUCAGAAGGACGAGCGUAAACAGGUAUCGGAGCAGGAGUGACUGAAACGACUUUGUUGUCGCUACUAAUCAACAAAAAAUGUUGCUUUUGGAUAACUUGAAUAGUUAGGUUUAUAUAGGUGGGAUGUUUUAGAGAAAAUCCCGAGAAAUGUAUCCUCCUUCACACGGUGAAAACGUGCUGCUUGAGCAAGAGUGUGAUGACAUGCUAACCGCUAACAUGCUAACAGUAUGGCGUUUACGAUCUGAAGUUUCGUCAACAUUUUCAUUCAGCUUUUUUAGAUGGUCUCGGACCAGUUGGUUUCGAUUACCAAACAAGAUAAACGUGAGCAAACGAAGCGAGAUUUUGAUGGAAGUGGACCAAAAGAGGUGAAAGCACCUCUGGAUCAGGUUGUGGACUGCUCAUUUGUAGCACGAUGUGACAAUACAUGUUUUUCUAUAUAUUUAUAUAAUAAUUUAUAUAAGUUAUUUAUUUAUGUAUUUAAAAUCAAUUUCAAAAGCACUUAUUUAAAGCUCUGCGUUGUGACAAUUGUUUUAAUAUUGUGUCAGCCAUGUGUAAUAAAACUGU
Molecule: messenger RNA, 1486 nt
Organism: Doryrhamphus excisus (bluestripe pipefish)
Lineage: Eukaryota; Metazoa; Chordata; Actinopteri; Syngnathiformes; Syngnathidae
Gene: il1b
Product: interleukin 1, beta
Biological process (GO): macrophage chemotaxis; regulation of non-canonical NF-kappaB signal transduction; cytokine-mediated signaling pathway
Molecular function (GO): cytokine activity
Source: RefSeq, a predicted model, not a curated record